AUGUCGGUGUUGCGGCCGCUGGACAAACUGCCUGGCCUGAACACGGCCACCAUCUUGCUGGUGGGCACGGAGGAUGCUCUUCUGCAGCAGCUGGCCGAAGCGAUGCUCAAGGAGGAUUGCACAUCGGAGCUGAAGGUCCACUUGGCAAAGUCCCUCCCUCUGCCCUCCAAUGUGAAUCGGCCCCGAAUUGACUUGAUUGUGUUCGUGGUCAACCUUCACAGCAAACACAGCCUCCGGAAUGUUGAGGAGUCCCUGCACCGUGUGGAUGCCACCUUCUUCCUGGGGAAGGUGAGCUUCCUUGCCACAGGCGCUGGGCGGGAGAGCCACUGCAGCAUUCACCGGAACACCGUCAUGAAGCUGGCCCACACCUACCGGAGCCCCCUGCUCUUCUGUGAUCUGGAGAUAGAAGACUUUCGAGACACCAUGGCGCAGCGCCUGGUCCGCAUGCUUCAGAUCUGCGCCGGCCAUGUGCCCAACGUCUCGGCCCUGAACCUGCUGUCCCUGCUGCAGAGCUCUGAGAACCCCUCCCUGGACGACCUGUGA
This is a messenger RNA of Lipotes vexillifer (Yangtze River dolphin), 543 nucleotides long. RefSeq names its product centromere protein M (gene CENPM). Bases 1 to 543 code for a protein of 180 amino acids. The record is from RefSeq and is a predicted model, not a curated record. The transcript is spliced from 6 exons. Lineage: Eukaryota; Metazoa; Chordata; Mammalia; Artiodactyla; Lipotidae.